CGGGAGUAUUGGGGGGUGGGGGGAACCCAAACAAAAGCCAACCCAAGGCGGGUCCGCGCUAACGCGAUGGAGCGGCCGCCGGAUCGCAGCCGCCGCGUGUCGCUCCCUUCCCCGGCGGCAGCCCCGGGCGGCGGAGCGGCGCCUGGGCGCGACCAGGCAGCAGAGGAGGGCGCGCUGCCAGCCGGCUUCGGGGGCUGCAGCCUGUAGCAGCCAGCGAGCGAGGGGCGGGCGCGGGCUUCAGGCAGCGGCUGCUUCGGGGCUGGGACGGAGCAUGCUCAGAUCGCCCGGGCAGGCAGCUGAUGGGGAGCCGCGUGUGAGAUUACAGCGGAGCGAGCGGGCAGCUGCGGCUUCGCGCCGAGCUCGCUCCGGCGCGGGGCGAACGGAGGAGGCGCCGCCGAAUGGGAUUGCAGCCGCCGCCGCCGCCGCCUCGGAGCUCUCCGCGCAAGGGGCACUCGCCACUCCGCGGUGCUGGCUCCCUCCUGACCCGGGAGAGCGGCGCGGAGGGGGGGUAACCUGCACCCCUGGGCGCCUCCUGACCUCCGCUGCCCGCCCCGGCAGGAUUCCAGGAGCAGGGGGAAGGCAGAGCCCGCCCGGUGCCGGCCGUUCCUGGGCUCGGCCAUGUGCCUGGGUACUUAGCAAGGAGGAAAGCCUGCAGCCGGGGGAGGGGGCAGGAUAUUUUGUUUGGGGGGGCGGAGGGGGAGCCCCGCUCUCCAGCUGGCUGUGUGACAGAAGGAAGCAGCCUCCUCCCCCCUGGUGGGGAUGAAGGCACCAACUUGGAGAGGCAGCCCCAGUGGCUUGGUCUCCGGGGCUGGGAGGUUGGCCCCCAUGGCUGAAUAGGACCCUCCCUCUCCCACUAUGGAUCUGCUGGUGCUGAUGAACAUCAGUGUUGGCACCCCCAAUGGCUCCCUUGCCUUCCCCUCCUCUUCGCCCCUGCAGCAGCCUCCCUCCCACUACUCCCCUGGGGCUGUGGCCAGUUUGGCAGCUGUGGUGGGUUUCCUGAUCGUCUUCACCAUCGUGGGCAACGUGCUGGUGGUGAUCGCCGUGCUGACCAGCAAGGCGCUGCGAGCCCCGCAGAACCUCUUCCUGGUGUCCUUGGCCAGCGCUGACAUCCUGGUGGCCACCUUGGUCAUGCCUUUCUCCUUGGCCAACGAGAUCAUGGACUACUGGUACUUCGGCAAAGCGUGGUGCAACAUUUACCUGGCGCUGGAUGUGCUGUUCUGCACAUCCUCCAUAGUGCACCUGUGCGCCAUCAGCCUGGACAGGUAUUGGUCUGUCACCCAGGCGGUGGAGUACAACCUCAAACGGACCCCACGGAGGAUCAAGGGGAUCAUCCUCACUGUCUGGCUCAUCUCAGCUGUUAUCUCCUUCCCCCCCUUGAUCUCCGUGUACCGAGACCCCGAGGGGGACCUUUUCCCCCUGUGCAAACUCAAUGAUGAAACCUGGUACAUCCUCUCUUCAUGCAUUGGCUCCUUCUUUGCCCCCUGCCUGAUCAUGGUGCUGGUUUAUGUCCGCAUCUACCGGGUGGCCAAGCUGAGGACCAGGACCCUUUCUGAGAAGCGCACGGUGCCUGAGGGCUCUUCCCUGUCUGAGAAUGGGCUGAGCCGGGCUCCUCGGGGCUGCACGUCACUGAGGAUGCAGCCAGGGGAGAAUGGACAUUACUCGGUGCACCAGUGGCGCAAAGCCUCAGAGCUGGAGGACAUUGAGCUGGAGGAGAGCAGCACCUCAGAGAGCAGGCGGAGGCGGAGCCGGGAUGAGCACCCCCGCAAAAGCAGUAAGAGCCAGUCCUUCUCAUAUUCCUACUCCUCCAAGCGCUCCAGCAAUCGCUCCAGGGAUCUCUUCUCCUCUCACCGCCGCAGGAAGCGCAGCAGCGUCUGCCGUAAGAAGGUCACCCAGGCCCGGGAGAAACGCUUCACUUUUGUGCUGGCUGUGGUCAUGGGGGUCUUUGUGGUGUGCUGGUUCCCCUUCUUCUUCAGCUACAGCCUCUAUGGCAUCUGCCGGAAGGCAUGUGAGGUCCCUGAGACUCUCUUCAAGUUCUUCUUCUGGAUCGGGUACUGCAAUAGUUCCCUCAACCCGGUCAUCUACACAAUCUUCAACCAGGACUUCCGCAGGUCUUUCAAACACAUCCUCUUCAAGAAGAAGAAGAAGAAUUUUUUGCACUGAGCUGGAGUGGAGGGGAAGGGUCUGCACUGACCUUGGAGUGGAGAGGAGAGGGGCCUGAGUGCUGGAGUAGAGUAGUGAAGAAGUGGGGGAUGUGAGUAAGGGUGUGAGUUCACUGACCUUGGAAUGGAGUGAAGUGGGGGUGGGGGAACCAGUGUUUGAGUAAAGAGGGAUAAAUGACGGAGGGGAGGGGAGAUGAAUUUGCAUUUUGACCUUGGAGGGGAGGAGGGGAACCAUAAAGAAGAGGGUGGGACAUUAUGUUCAGGCAUGAUGACCACUGUAAAGGUCUCUGAGGUCUAGAAGCCAAUCAAAGAUGGGGAGAGGGAGGGAUGGAUUGGUGGUGGAGUGGGAGAUUUAUUAGCAGGUGUUUAUUAGCAGUUAGAGAAGCUGGGACUUGUGCUGGACUCAUUCCAGGAAGAAACCAGGUUUUACUGGUGAGGUGGGGGACAAGUGAGAAAGAAGAUGCCAAGUAAUAGCCACUGAUAGUCUUUGAUAGUCUGAAAGGAUUUAAGUGUUUGCCAAAAAAAAUUCUAAAGAACAAUCCAAACUCUUUUCUAAAUAAACCUUUGUACUCUAAACCCUUCUCAAUUGUGGUUUUACAUAGGGCUUAAGUGAAAACAGGUACUUGGGGGCUUUCUGCCCUCUAGUGGCCCUUUGCAUAUACCCCUGAGAGUUUCUCUUCCUCUCUCCCUCAAUACCCCUCAAAGGGGCUAGUCUCAGGGGCUGAGUUUGGGUUCUGGUCUCAUUCUCACAUGUGCAGUUGACGGCACCCUGCUGUGCAGCUGUUCAAAGGAACAGCAAUCCCCACACCACAGAUGCUUUAAAUCCUUCACAUUUACAAUCUUAGGGCAAAUUAAACCCAUUAGAUUUACUUUUUAAAAUGAGAAACAAAAGCAGCUGAUGAUCACUGAGAUACAAGAACACAUUUCUGUGGAUGGAUGGCUGUUCCAAUCCUUUAAUAUUAAUCUCUCAUUUUUCUAUUUGCACUUAUAGUUUGAGUCUGAAUUUGUGUUUUGAGCAAUGAUUAAAACAAACACUCCCCCUCCCCCCAGGGAUUUAUGAAAUCCCAUAACUGCUGAUGGGUAGGAUGAGAAACAGGAUGGCAUCUGUGUAUUCAUCAACAGAUUUCCAAUUGCCUGUAAGACUCAGCCAACAUUUAAAGAAUCGAACAGUCCCUCUCCAACUGUACUGCUGCAAGGUGCGUCUGUCUGAGGGAGGAAAUUCUGCUCUGUCUUAUUAUGCACAUCAUUCCCUCUAUAGGCAGUAGGAUUUGGCAUCUGCCACAUAAACCUUUCCCUAGUAAACAACUCCCUGAAAUGGAAGGAGAUCUAAUCUAAUACGGCAGGCACCUUGAAGCAUCCAAAUCAAAUCUAUAGCUUUGAUUCAUGAGAUAUCCACUUCCUUGCUGGCUGUUUUACAGGAAGGUGUCAACAGACCCUCUUUCCUUGGGAUCCCUAUGUCAGAAAUGAUAAACCAGUAACUUAGGCUGUUUUAUCUGCUUUAUAUUAUUACUGCUCCGUUCACUUAGACGGCAUAGAUGCAGGUCUUCAGUGGUUCAGGUUUAGGUGUAGAUUUAAUAGACUGUUUCCCUUCGGGACUAACUCAAAUGGCAUUUUGCCUAAGUAAAGACUACAGCUUGUGGCCCACUGAGUUUGAAUGGUUCAGCUGAAAACCAAAUUGGGACAUUUUCAAAUUCAGGCUCUUUAACCUAUAGCCUUUUGGGGGAAAUAAGGAUUCAAGUGAUGAAAAGAUUCAAACUUGGUUUAAAUGUUCACACUCUGAAAGAAGAGGCAUUAAGCCUUGUUUUGAAGGGCUGUCCCAUCUUUGCAAACUGCUGAUGGUUAGAUGAAAGCAGCCGUCUUGAUGCAGUGCACACACAAGGCUGCUAAUAUUAGAAAAUAAUGGAAGUGGCGGAGAUGAGAAAAAUAUAAGCCAUUUUCCCUUCUGUAAAAUGGAGAAUUCAUUUUAAAAUGGCAUAAAGGGGAGGUGAGGCAAACUCAGGUAGUUUGAGGGCAGCAUGAGAUGGCAGUGUGGGGCUAAAUAAGUCAAUAAACUAUAUAAUUGUCAGAACAACCAAAGCAACACAUGGUAAAUAUGCUACCUCGGAAAUGCUGGAAAUCUUCAUUAAAAUAUCCAUUCUCACCACCAGAAAGGUUUGUAUUUGUCACUGGGUGCUCAGGUUGGAGUGGCUUCUCACUCUGCAGACACAUUUCACUGUUGCACUCCUAAUUUUUAAAUCAGAUUGGCGUGCCGUAAACAGUCAUUUCCCUGUGUUUUUCUUUGUAAAAACAGACGGAGUCUGAAAGAGAAAAGAUGGUUGACAGUUAAAUUUGAGUGGGGGCGAAGUAUGGAUGGAACAGAGGACAUAUGCCUUAAAAGUAAUUUCUUUGCCAUAAAAUCAUUUUAAUUGCUUGGAACAUGUAACAGUGCACACACAAGGCUGCUAUUUUCUGUUUUUUUGCUUUUACAUAACUGAAUAAGGAAAGAUUUCUGCAGAUGCUGACCAUCUGAUCUGUACAGCAAUGCACUUGAAAGCAGGGCAUUUCCCUGUGGUUUUAUUUUACCUUUAUUUACAAUUACUCAUUUGACUGAACUCCCCCAAAGAAUAUUAAUUUUUUUCUUUUGACUGAUACAUAGACUAAUCUUCACCCUGACUGGCUUAAAGAUGUACCGCAUAAGUCCAUUUGUAAGUAUAUUUUCCUACAAAUCAGUCAAUAAAGUGGAUUUCUAUGAAAGUUUUUUUUAAUGUAACUAUUGAAUAUGUUUCAAAUAAUUACAAUAGGAACCAAUUUAUUUUUUUAUGUACAGUAUUCUGUUAUCACUUGUUGUGAUGAUCAGCAUGUGCCUGUUAAUAUAUUGUGUGUUAAUAUUUCAUAAAAAGUUUACAGCUUUAC
Molecule: messenger RNA, 5051 nt
Organism: Chelonia mydas (Green sea turtle)
Lineage: Eukaryota; Metazoa; Chordata; Testudines; Cheloniidae
Gene: ADRA2C
Product: adrenoceptor alpha 2C
Exons: 1
Coding region: 856-2160 (434 amino acids)
Biological process (GO): regulation of smooth muscle contraction; platelet activation; regulation of vasoconstriction
Cellular component (GO): membrane
Molecular function (GO): alpha2-adrenergic receptor activity
Source: RefSeq, a predicted model, not a curated record